AUGGGCAGGGAGGCCCAGAUGCCCCUUGCCCCCGGCAAGGGAGGGGGCCUGCUCCUGCGCUGGAGCGAAGUGCCCCCCAGCAUGACGGAGAGCUUCAUCCUGAGCGGCUACCGCUGCCCAGGCUACACCUUUGCCCAGUGCCUGGUCUCGGCCUUCCGGCCCACCAACGAGACAGGCAACUUCUGGACGCACUUCCUGGCCGUCUUUGUCUUCGCCUUCCACUUCCUGGAGCAGUUCUGGGGCGAGGGCCCCAUGGUGCCCGCAGGCCCGCUGGACCCCUUCUACUACCCGCUCUGGAGCUACUUCCUGGGGGUCUGUGGCCUGCUGGUGGCGAGCAGCAUGGCGCACCUCUUCAACUCCAUGUCGCUGGUCAUCCGCGAGAUCUGCUUCUACAUCGACUACGGCACCAUCAGCGCCUACACGGUGGGCUCCUCCUUGGCCUACUUCUACUACAUCCACCCCAGGGGAGGCGGAGGAUCUCCACCACCACCGUUACCGGGCACCGGCAACAACGUCUCCUCUCCGAGUGCCUGGCCCAGCUGGGAGGGUGCUGGCUGGCUCUCUGCCCUGGCGGGCCAGGUGGGCACGUGGUUUGAGGCCCUCUACGUGCCCAGCGCUUGCCUGAUCGCUCUCUUCUGCACCCUGGCCUGCUGCAGCACCCGCCACCAGUGGCCUCGCUACCGCUACCUCAUCCGCACACUCGUCUUCCUGCUGCCCUUUGGGGUGGUCUCCAUCCCCGUCUUCCGCAAGCUGUGGUGGGGUGGGGGCGGCGCCGCCGGCGGGCAUGGGACAGGCCGCUUCUUCCUGCGCCACUGCUUCUGGCUCCUGGCCUCCGGGAUCUUCAACGUCAGCAAGAUCCCCGAGCGCUUCAGCCCGGGGAAGUUCGACAUCUGGGGCCACAGCCACCAGUGGUUCCACUGCUGCACCUUCAUGAGCAUCCUGGACGAGCUGCACAUGAUCCGAGGGGAGAUCCGUGAGCUGGGCGCCGGGCUGCCUCUCCUGCCCAGGGCUCCCACUUUUCUCUCCACCUUUGGCGUGAUGCUGCUGCUGUUGACUCUGCUCGCCAGCAUCGUGGGCUGGUUCGGGCUCAGGGCUUACGCCAGCCACCAGCGGAGCAAGGCCAGGAAAGGGGACUGA
Molecule: messenger RNA, 1137 nt
Organism: Podarcis muralis (Common wall lizard)
Lineage: Eukaryota; Metazoa; Chordata; Lepidosauria; Squamata; Lacertidae
Product: membrane progesterone receptor epsilon-like
Cellular component (GO): membrane
Molecular function (GO): signaling receptor activity
Source: RefSeq, a predicted model, not a curated record